Molecule: messenger RNA, 1505 nt
Organism: Pelobates fuscus (common spadefoot toad)
Lineage: Eukaryota; Metazoa; Chordata; Amphibia; Anura; Pelobatidae
Gene: ADRM1
Product: ADRM1 26S proteasome ubiquitin receptor
Exons: 11
Coding region: 202-1422 (406 amino acids)
Cellular component (GO): cytoplasm; proteasome regulatory particle, lid subcomplex; nucleus
Molecular function (GO): endopeptidase activator activity; proteasome binding
Source: RefSeq, a predicted model, not a curated record
GUCUAACUCGCUCAGUCUCUGAUGAUUGACAGGUGUAUCCGCCAAUCAGGUGCCGGGUUCCCCUCCGGGAACCAAUCACAGCGCAGGGCGGGGGCAGUCGUUGCGGCCUGGCAGUGAGAGCAUCCUGAGUGAGAGCGGAGACCGGAGCGAGGCAGCUCUAUACUUUGAAAAGCAGACGCUAAAGAACACCCUUUACAAAGAAUGUCAUCUGGAGCGCUAUUCCCCAGCCUUGUACCAGGCUCCAGGGGGUCUACCAGCAAGUACUUGGUGGAAUUCCGAGCUGGUAAGAUGUCCUUAAAGGGUAGCACUGUGACACCGGACAAACGGAAGGGCCUUGUCUACAUUCAGCAAACGGAUGACUCCCUUAUUCACUUCUGCUGGAAAGACAGAACUUCUGGAAACGUGGAUGAUGACCUGAUCAUAUUCCCAGAUGACUGCGAGUUUAAGAGAGUGACACAGUGCACCACUGGACGCGUGUUUGUGUUGAAAUUCAAGGCUGGAUCCAAGAGACUGUUUUUCUGGAUGCAGGAACCAAAGACCGAUAAGGAUGAGGAGAAUUGCCGCAAGGUAAAUGAGUACCUGAAUAACCCUCCGAUGCCCGGUGCUCUAGGGGGAAGUGGCAGUGGAGGUCAUGAGCUUUCUGCUCUCGGAGGAGAAGGUGGAUUGCAGAGCCUCCUGGGAAACAUGAGCCACAACCAACUGAUGCAGCUGAUUGGACCCACAGGCCUUGGGGGACUAGGAGGCCUGGGAGCCCUGACUGGACCUGGAUUGGCCAGUUUACUGGGGAGUGGGGGCCCCACAACAAGCAGCUCAUCCUCUAGCAGCUCUCGCAGCCAGUCAGCAGCGGUCACUCCGUCCAGCACCACCUCUUCCACACGGACCGCCACAGCAGCACCAGUCACUCCGGCUGUCGUUCCUGCUGCUACCCCUAGCCCAGCAGUGAGCUCUGGCAACGGGGCCAGCGCAGCAGCAAGCCCCACGCAACCCAUCCAGCUGAGUGACCUUCAGAAUAUCUUGGCUACAAUGAAUGUGCCGGCCACCGGGGAAGGUGGGCAAAGAGUGGAUUUGGCCACUGUGCUCACUCCUGAAAUCAUGGCUCCUAUUCUGGCUAACGCUGAGGUUCAGGAGAGAUUGAUGCCAUACCUGCCAUCUGGGGAGUCUCUGCCACAGACUGCAGAAGAGAUUCAGAACACACUCACAUCCCCUCAGUUCCAGCAGGCCCUGAGUAUGUUCAGCGCUGCGCUAGCUUCUGGCCAGCUGGGACCAUUGAUGAGCCAGUUUGGGCUACCAGCGGAGGCAGUCGAUGCAGCCAAUAAAGGAGAUAUUGAAGCUUUUGCAAAAGCCAUGCAGAGCAGUUCUUCCCAGAAAGAGCGCGACUCGAAGGAAAAGAAAGAGGAGGAAGAAGACAUGAGCUUAGAUUAAAUCCCACCUUGUCCCGUAUUGCCAAGCCUCUGUCAUGGUUUUUGUUUUAUUUUUGCAAUGUUAAUAAAUGUAAUUCAGUGGCA